UCAAGACAACCAGGAUGUCUACACCAACCCAUUUGUGUGUAAUAGUAGAGGCUCACAACAUCCGCAAGUUGACUUUACCCUUUGGUAUCCCUGAUAAGGUUGAGGACCUUGUUUCAGUCAUCAAAGAACAUUUUGAACUUGAAGGGAAUUUUAAUAUUUUGUACCAAGACAAAGACUUUGAUGACCAGUUCUUCACUCUGACCACAACUGCAGAGGUAAAAGACAAAGACACAUUGAAAAUAGUCCAAGUAGACGAUUCAUUUAUUCUAAACUUGUCUCAUGUUGAUGAAUCAGACAUGAGCUUGACUCCAAUUCCAUCAGAUUGGUCUGUUACCUCAAGAUCAUUGGAUCAAAACUCUGCUGAUGAGAGUUGUUCAGGUAGCUCAAUAGACACUUUUCUGUUGUCCUCAUCACCUGCGUGCCGUGCUGACCCCUGGCCUGCUCGCUUUACAAUACCAAAAUUCUCCCAUGAUGUGGAAAGAAUUCUUCAAACAGCAAACCAAACUUAUCAUGAUGGCGGUGCACUCUUCCAAAACCCAAGUGUGAAAUCUAAUAUCCUGCAGGCUCUCGCAGAGGCAAUAUUCCACUAUACAGCUUAUCCCACCAGUCUUCAAAUACUCACAGUUGCAGAAGCUCUUGUAGAGAAAUACCCAUGCCUCAAGGAACCUGGCUCAUUUGCAGGCUUGUAUGGCUGGCAACAGAGCCUCAAAUACAAGAUGCACAAUUAUCGCACGAAGUUGAGAAGCCGUGAACUCAUGCCCUGAGCUUGAGGUUAACUCCUUAAAACGGAAGCGACUAAGUGACAGGGCCCCUGCCAAGAAUGUCAAGAGACCCAAAAAAGCGGAGGUGAAUUAUCUGCCUCCUCAUCCACUUGGGGAAAGUCAAGAAAGUCUGGAGAAGGAGAGACUUGACCUUCUUUGCGAAGUAAAAAAGAAACAUAAUGAAAAGAUCAUUACAGAAAAAAUGGCAAAAACCUUUUCAAGUCGAAGACAUGAAGUUGUCAAUCUCAGCCCUUGUAUCCAAGAUUUCAUGGAGAGAUGGCCCGCGUUGUUCGGUGAGGCUCGGAUAGCGGAGGAAUUCCAAAGAAUCACAGCCGUUCCUCUCUUGCAAACGUUUAUGAGGAAACUUGACAGUUACACGCCGAGACUGCUCAACAUCAUGAGAGCGAAGGGAGGAGUUCCAGGGACAAAGAUACGGCCAAUACUGGAUACACUCAAUCAGAGAGACUCCAUCGAGAGAAGACGGGAUGCAGUCAUCCGCAGUCUCAUAGAGUACCUUGGAGAGAGUGGUGUUGAGCUUUUCUUAGACUGCCAGGAGGCUGACCGACAUGAAAACACUCAUCACAUCUUGAAAGUGCUUGUUGUACAUGCUGCCACUGAUGAGGAUCCCGUGGAUGUUUCCAUCAUUAUUGAGGGUAACGAGGUGCUGACUAAAUGUGACAACACAGCAAAAGCUUGCACACUGUUGAUGGGACUGCUGUAUGCACUGAAUCUGGAAUACCCUGCAAAGCUUAAGUAUACAUUUGAGGUCUUCCAAAAACUUUUUCUUGAGCUUGAUGGGAUCAAGCUGUCCUCAAAAGUCCAGUCACUGAGAACCAAGUUGCUGGCUUGAAUGUUGGAAGGCUUUUUGGUAACCUGAAAUACUUCAGUAGUGGUUUCUCUACUUUGUAUUAUUUUUACACUUGUAUUUACUUUUUUACAACAUUUGGGGAAUAUUGGCAUUGAGGGCCAGAUGUUUUGUUUGUACAGUGGUCUGUAAAAGUCUUCUAAAUUGCCAGUCAUUGAAUUAAUGUGUUUGUAAGAAUUGAAACUUCUGAUGUUUUGAUGCAAGGUAAUUGUGUAUAUAUGUUUGAUUUCCAGCAAUGUGCCAAAACGUUCUCUAAAAAGAAAUCUAGAUAUUUUGCCACAAUUUCAACAAUUGUUUCUUAUGGUUCAUUUAAUCAAUCACGUUAUUUCUUUUGUCAGUUUGAAGGCCUCACAAUAAUACUGAACAAGAGACUCAUACAUGCUCAUUUUGGCUUGCAGUGAAAAGUCCUUCCUUGUUUUUCACACAACUUAUUUUCAAGUUUCUUUUAUUAUUUUAAGUUACCACACCAUAUCAAGGCAUGUGGACUUUUGAGCGUUGUGCUUUAACCAGAUUUUAAGGCAUUGUAAACAAUUCCCAGGUUAUUGUUUCUAUGUUAGUCUUUGGUAGCAAAUGCCAGUGUUUCAUUUGUGGCUGAAAUGUUUUAGGUCUUUGGUGAUAGGCACAUUGCUGACUUUAACUGUAACAGCCCAUUCUAUGAUUGUGAUUGUGUGAGGCCUUUUUCACUAAAACUGAAAUAAAAAAGUUGACAAGAUACAUACUGUUCAAUGUGAGUGAUUAAAACAUUGUUGAUGGUGUUAAAUGUUAUGCAUCUUACAAUUUAUAACCAAUCCAGCUACUGGAUGACCUAAAUUUCCCUUGGGAUUAAUAAGGUAUCCAUCAUCAUCAAUCAUCAUAUAUACUGAUAUAAUUUAGUUUAAAAAAAAUACUGACAACUGGGAGUUAAUUGUUAUUUAAUUAAUAGAUAUUUAUAAGUAUUUUUGUA
Messenger RNA from Osmerus eperlanus (European smelt), 2569 nucleotides. RefSeq lists its product as uncharacterized. The record is from RefSeq and is a predicted model, not a curated record. NCBI's taxonomy places the organism in Eukaryota, Metazoa, Chordata, Actinopteri, Osmeriformes, Osmeridae. The transcript is spliced from 4 exons. Bases 964 to 1611 code for a protein of 215 amino acids.